UCGAUCUAAGAUGGCGACGGUGGAACCGGAAACCACUCCCAACCCUCAGCCUUCAGAAGAGGAAAAAACCGAGCCAGCACCUAGUCAGGAGGUUGCCAGCCCUGAGCAAUAUAUUAAGCAUCCACUACAAAACAGAUGGGCACUCUGGUUUUUUAAAAAUGACAAGAGCAAAACUUGGCAAGCAAAUCUUCGUCUUAUCUCAAAGUUUGAUACUGUUGAAGAUUUUUGGGCUUUAUACAACCAUAUCCAGCUCUCUAGUAAUUUAAUGCCUGGGUGUGACUACUCGCUCUUUAAGGAUGGGAUUGAGCCCAUGUGGGAAGAUGAGAAAAACAAGCGAGGAGGACGAUGGUUAAUUACACUAAACAAACAGCAGAGACGAAGUGACCUCGAUCGCUUCUGGCUAGAGACACUGCUGUGCCUUAUUGGGGAGUCGUUCGAUGACUACAGUGAUGAUGUAUGUGGUGCUGUUGUUAAUGUUAGAACUAAGGGUGAUAAAAUAGCAAUAUGGACAACUGAAUGUGAAAACAGGGAUGCUGUUACGCAUAUAGGGAGAGUAUACAAGGAAAGAUUAGGACUUCCUCCAAAGAUAGUGAUUGGUUAUCAGUCCCACGCAGACACAGCUACUAAGAGCGGCUCCACCACUAAAAAUAGGUUUGUUGUUUAAGAAGACACCUUCUGAGUAUUCUUUCUUAGGAGACUGCGUCGAGCAAUCGAGAUUUGGGAGCUGAACCAAAGCCUCUUCAAAAGCAGAGUGGACUACAUUUAAAUUUGAUUUCCAUCUAAGCGUUGCUAAGAUUUGUGAGAAGUCUUAUUCGCCUUUGUCUUGUACUUCCGUGUUCAAUUUUUUUUUUUCUAUUUUGGCUGAAGUAACCAUUACCAAUCAGAACUUUAGUACAGUUCACCCUAUGAAUCCAUAAAUGCUUUUCUGGCCCACUCUGUAAUAGCUUGAUAGAAACAUUUACUAUUAAGAGGAGAAAAAAAAUAAAUUGUUUGUCCACAGUAUUCAGAAAAGUUCCAUUUCUGUACUUGCAGGAAAUUGCUCUGUUUUACAUUUGCAUUGUAUGCAGUAACAUUUUGCUGGUUUGGAAAUGAGUAUGGUGCAUACAGUUUUCUAGCAAUUUUUUUAUACAGCAUCAUCUUUGCUGUAAACCUAUGCUGGUGGCUGCUAGAUUAAUUUAUUUGUUUUCCCUAUUU
Indicator indicator is the source of this 1194-nucleotide messenger RNA. It is a transcript of the gene EIF4E, whose product is annotated as eukaryotic translation initiation factor 4E. Gene Ontology annotation, molecular function: RNA 7-methylguanosine cap binding; translation initiation factor activity. The coding region runs from base 11 to 664 and encodes 217 amino acids. Gene Ontology annotation, cellular component: cytoplasm; eukaryotic translation initiation factor 4F complex. The record is from RefSeq and is a predicted model, not a curated record. Lineage: Eukaryota; Metazoa; Chordata; Aves; Piciformes; Indicatoridae. The transcript has 7 exons. Gene Ontology annotation, biological process: translational initiation.